GUCAUAAUGAACUUUGAGAACGUCCCUCUAGAUAUUGACAAGAUGGCGGCCUCCAUUGGAAAUUUGGCCGGAAAGGUUGCUCUAGUUACAGGGGCUAGUUCCGGUAUCGGAGCGGCCACAGCCCAGCUGUUCUCACGACUAGGGGCGUCUGUCGCCAUCACCGGAAGGAACAAGGACAACCUCCAGGUGGUCGGCAGUAAGUGUAACAAGCCAUUUAUCAUCCCCGGGGACCUCGUGAAUGAAGAAGACACAAAGCGAGUUCUUAACGAGACGGUGAAACAUUUUGGAGGCCUACAUAUACUGGUCAAUUGCGCUGGAAUAAUAGAGUUGGGAAGCAUUGAAAAUACAUCCUUGGCACAGUAUGAUAGCAUGUUCAACAUCAAUGUCAGGUCAAUCUAUCACCUAACAAUGCUGGCGGUGCCACACCUUGUCAAAUCAAAGGGUAAUAUAGUCAACGUCUCCAGCGUCAACGGGAUGCGUUCCUUUCCAAAUGUGCUUGCAUACUGCAUGUCAAAAAGUGCCGUUGACCAGUUUACAAGAUGUGUAGCGUUAGAACUCGCCCCGAAACAAGUGAGAGUGAAUUGUGUAAACCCCGGUGUAACAAUCACAGAGCUGCAGAAGAGAGGAGGACUGGACGAGGAAGCAUACACGAAGUUCCUUGAACGUUCGAAAGAGACGCACGCGCUGGGUCGGCCAGGGCAGCCGGAGGAAGUGGCGUCCGUGAUCGCCUUCCUCGCCUCUGAUGCCGCGUCCUUCAUCACCGGGGCAACCGUCCCUGUGGACGGCGGUCGACACGCCAUGUGUCCCAGAUAGUAGAUUUUGGGUGCAGUAAAUGGGUGGUGAUCAUCAAACAUUUGACAUGAGAAGGGGUCGGGUGGAAUGCAUUUAUUAUCCUUGAUUUGAGUCUGUGAGUCGGGAGUGGAUUUAAAUGUGGGGGAAUGAAUUUGUUACAUAUAUGUUUUAUAUAUUUAAAGCUGCCGCAAAUCUUUAUUUUAUGAUAUCAAUUAUUGAUGAAAGUGUUUCGUUAAAUCGUUAACACCGAUGUAAUUAAUAUACAGUACUCUAUAUGUUAUUACUUUCGUUUGGAAUUGUACGGAAUGCUAAUGAUUUUAAUACUUAUAAAUAAUUUGUUAUCAUGUUGUUCCUGCAAGGUAACUAAGGCAUGGUCACGUGAAACAUAGUGACUAACAUAUACAUGACAUGGAGAGUGCGCAAUCUUCAAGGCUUAAGUUGCUCCAUGUGAUUUUAGACUCGAUUUAGUUGUUUGAUUUAAAGCAAUAAAUGAUUCCACUAUCAUGA
This is a messenger RNA of Mya arenaria, 1299 nucleotides long. Its product is annotated as 3-oxoacyl-[acyl-carrier-protein] reductase FabG-like. The transcript has 9 exons. The record is from RefSeq and is a predicted model, not a curated record. NCBI's taxonomy places the organism in Eukaryota, Metazoa, Mollusca, Bivalvia, Myida, Myidae. Gene Ontology annotation, molecular function: oxidoreductase activity. The coding region runs from base 7 to 813 and encodes 268 amino acids.